Tauraco erythrolophus (red-crested turaco) is the source of this 834-nucleotide messenger RNA. The record is from RefSeq and is a predicted model, not a curated record. Lineage: Eukaryota; Metazoa; Chordata; Aves; Musophagiformes; Musophagidae.
AUGCUGCAGGACUGCCCGAAGGCCCGCAGGGAAGUGGAGCUGCACUGGAGGGCAUCGCAGUGCGCACACAUCGUCCGCAUCAUGGACGUCUACGAGAACCUCUACCAGGGGAGGAAGUGUCUGCUCAUCGUCAUGGAGUGCUUGGAUGGUGGGGAGCUCUUCAGCCGGAUUCAAGACAGGGGAGACCAGGCCUUCACAGAACGGGAGGCUUCAGAGAUAAUGAAGAGCAUUGGGGAAGCCAUCCAGUACCUGCACUCGAUCAACAUUGCGCACCGGGACGUGAAGCCGGAAAACCUCUUGUACACCUCCAAAAGGCCCAAUGCUGUGCUAAAACUCACGGACUUUGGCUUUGCUAAAGAAACCACCACGCACAACUCCUUGGCCACUCCGUGCUACACGCCGUACUAUGUGGCCCCAGAGGUGCUGGGCCCGGAGAAGUACGACAAAUCCUGCGACAUGUGGUCCCUCGGUGUCAUCAUGUACAUUCUGCUGUGUGGGUACCCCCCCUUCUACUCCAACCACGGCCUGGCCAUCUCACCCGGGAUGAAGAAGCGAAUCCGAAUGGGCCAGUACGAGUUUCCCAACCCCGAAUGGUCCGAAGUGUCGGAGGAAGUUAAGCAGCUGAUCCGCAACCUGCUGAAGACAGACCCGACCCAGCGCAUGACGAUAACGGAGUUCAUGAACCACCCCUGGAUCAUGCAAUCCAUGCAGGUGCCCCAGCCCCCGCUGCACACCAGCCGCGUGCUGAAAGAGGAGAAGGAUCUGUGGGAAGACGUGAAGGUAAAACCUCUCUCCAUUCUUGCAACGCUCCGUGCCCGGGUGCCUCUGCGGACU